This is a messenger RNA of Echinops telfairi (small Madagascar hedgehog), 969 nucleotides long. RefSeq names its product olfactory receptor 1020. The transcript has a single exon. Bases 16 to 969 code for a protein of 317 amino acids. Gene Ontology annotation, molecular function: odorant binding; G protein-coupled receptor activity; olfactory receptor activity. The record is from RefSeq and is a predicted model, not a curated record. Lineage: Eukaryota; Metazoa; Chordata; Mammalia; Afrosoricida; Tenrecidae. Gene Ontology annotation, biological process: G protein-coupled receptor signaling pathway; sensory perception of smell. Gene Ontology annotation, cellular component: membrane.
CUUAUCCCAGAUCAAAUGACAAAAUAUCUGAAUGAGGCCCAAGGUGGAAAUCAAUCACAAGUGAUCGAAUUUGUACUCUUAGGACUCUCAGACAAUCCGGAUCUACAAGUUAUCUUGUUUGUCUUAUUUCUAUUAAUCUAUAUGGCUACUAUGGUAGGAAAUUUGGGGAUGAUCAUGCUGAUUAAGAUUGAGCCUAGUCUCCAUACCCCCAUGUACUUCUUCCUCAGCAGCCUCUCCUUUGUCGAUGCCUCCUACUCUUCUUCUGUGACUCCCAAGAUGCUGGUGAACCUUGUGGCUGAAGAUAAGACCAUUUCUUUCAAUGGAUGUGCUGCUCAAUUCUACUUCUUUGGCUCCUUCUUAGGGACUGAGUGCUUCCUAUUGGCCAUGAUGGCGUAUGACCGCUAUGCAGCCAUUUGGAAUCCCCUGCUAUAUCCAAUUAUUAUGUCUGGGAAAGUUUGCUUCUUAUUAGUGGCUACCUCAUUCCUUGCAGGGUUUGGAAAUGCAGCCAUCCACACAGGGAUGACAUUUAGAUUGUCCUUUUGUGGAUCUAACAGGAUCAACCAUUUCUACUGUGACACCCCACCCCUGCUUAAAAUUUCCUGCUCUGACACGCACAUUAAUGGGAUUGUGAUCAUGGCAUUCUCCAGUUUUAAUGUCAUCAGCUGUGUUAUUAUUGUCCUUAUUUCCUACCUAUGCAUCCUCAUCGCCAUCUUGAGAAUGCCCUCAUUAGAUGGCAGGUACAAAGCCUUCUCCACCUGUGCCUCCCAUCUCACUGCUGUCACUAUAUUCUUUGGGACAAUUCUUUUCAUGUACUUGCGUCCAACAUCUAGUUACUCAAUGGAGCAGGAUAAAGUUGUCUCUGUCUUCUAUACAGUGGUGAUCCCUAUGCUCAAUCCUCUCAUCUACAGUUUGAAAAACAAAGAUGUGAAAGAGGCCCUAAGGAAAGUCUUAAAGAAAAGUGUCGUGUGA